AUGUCUGCCCAACGCAGUUUACCUUUCCACAAGAUACACAUUGCGCUUUCAUUAGCCAGCGCCGGUAUAAUAAGUAGUAUAUGUGACGCUCGUUUGAUUCUACCUGUGGGCAUAGGAGCCUUCCAUACCGCUGGUAGGCGCAUCUGUCUUCCAAGUGACAGAGAAUAUAGAGUAGAUGGUACGUUAUUGAAGCGUUACACAGGUUUUAAAAAAACCGCAUCAAGCGCAGAAGGUCUUCUAUUUACAAAUCGUACGUGCAAAAAAAAGUCACAUGUUCCGGUGCCAAUGUCUCUUGUUCAAACCAAAGAUGCAAUGACAGUCGCAGGUAAUCUACCGGGAUGGGCUCAGAAAGCCUUCAAAAUACAACACGACGCUUACGAAAAGAUAAGAGAGGCAUUUAUUCCAGAGUUGGGCGUGGCUGCUGUAAUUUAUAAGCAUAAAAUCACGGGGAUUUCCAUUAUUUCUUUGGCAACUGAUGCGUCGAGCGGUAAGGAGAUAUGUUUCGAUAUAAUUAUACCCACCCCGCCGUCAAACGAUUGCGGAUGCCCCCAUAUAUUGGAACACGCAGUGUUGGAAGGUUCAAAAAAAUACCCUAAUAAGGGUGGAUUCUCAAUCCUUCUCCAAGGGGGUUUCCAGAGUUUUGUUAACGCCUUCACAUAUAAAGAUCGCACAUCGUAUUUGUUUGCAUCUACCAAUGAGAAAGACUUUUACAUUACAGCUGAUUUCUACAUGAGCGCUGUUUUCCAGCCGAACGUAAGACAUGAUCCGAGAAUCUUCCGACAAGAGGCAUGGCAUUACAAAGUUUCAAAACAUGACCCAGUGGCGCAUUCUGACGAAGACCAUGGCAUAAUAUUACAUGACAGGCAUAUCAGUUAUGGAGGUAUAGUAUAUAGUGAAAUGAAAAAAGCGUACUCCGACCCACUUUCUAGGGCGCAAGAUUACAUUUAUCAAGGCCUCUACACAAACAGCUAUAGAUUCGACUCCGGCGGCGACCCAGAACAUAUAGUAAGGCUAAAUCACAAGGAAUUGGUGGAUUUCUAUGUAACGUAUUAUGGGCCCAAAACGGCAAAUAUUUAUUUUUAUGGUCCAGAUGAUGUCCUUAAGCGGUUAAACUUUGUGGAUAAUUUCUUAAAGGAAAGCAAAAUAAUAUAUAAAUCCGAUUUACACACGGCAACCAUAGAUACAGCUAAUAGUCAACUGUAUUCAGAAUUUUACAAAGAAUUAAAUGGUGUCAUCCAUGGCACAUUUGGAGCCACCGGGUGCGAGGGAGAAGAUUUACUCCUAACGGGUUGGUUAUUGGACCCUCAUGACAAUUCAAAUGCGAACGAUACAACAAAAGGAAGAUUUGAGAUAGACUCCGUUGAUGCUUUGGGCAUGGAAGUAUUAGAACAUUUACUAGUGGGCACAUCAGAGAGCUUUCUGUACAAAUCUCUAAUAAAAUCUGGGUUGGGUAAUAAAGUCGUUGGAUCAGGAUUGACGAAUUAUUUUAAACAAUCCAGUUUCGUCAUAGGCUUAGCAGGAGUUAACUGCGAAAAGUUUAAUUCUAAGGAAAAUGCCAGAUUGACAUUUGAGGAAGUUGUAAUGUCCACAUUCCAGAAGAUUGUAAACGAUGGUAUAAAAAAGGAGGCUUUAAAUGCAUCUCUGAACUACAUUGAAUUUCAAAUGAGGGAGCUAAACACGGGUUCAUUCCCCAAAGGACUAAUGCUAGUCAAUCUUAUGCAAUCGCAAUCACAAUAUGGCAAAGACCCCUUUGCACCUCUUUUUUUUGAUAGCAUAAUAAACGAACUGAAAGAAAGAUUGAUGAAAGACCCACUGUAUUUUCCCAAAUUGGUCGAAAGGCACUUUUUACAGAACAAACACAAAGUUACAGUUCACAUGGAAGCAAUUAAUCCGAAUGAAUUCGAAAAGAUCUCUAACGAAUCGACAAGGCACAUGCUGUUUAAAGCUUUAGGCAGAUUGAGUAGAAAAGAAGUGGAUCAUAUGGAAGGUGAAUAUUCCCGAUUCAAAAGUGAGUGUGAAGAGCCGGAAGAUCGUAAAAUUUCUGACAACCUCCCAACCUUAUCGUUAAAUGAUAUUGAGAGAGAAAAUGAGUUAAUACCAACUACUUACUAUGUAUUAGGUAGCUCGCUAACAUAUGUAGAAAAACCCCCAAUGGCACCUGGAAACAUUAUGGUAUUGUGUCACCCCAUUGAAACUCAGGGAAUCAUAUAUUUAGACCUUGCCAUAUCUUUGGAGGAUUUAACUUUGGACGAAAUCCGGUACAUGGAUAUAUUCUGCAGCAUGUUGAAGGAAGCCGGUACAUACGUAAUUUCGUCGGAAGAUUUGAGCUAUCGCAUUUCAGCUAAUUUGGGAGGGUUUGCGGCAACAUUUGCCUUUAUGCCACCGGCUAAUGGAAGGAAACACAGUAAAAGACAGGGCGCUUUAGGAUAUCUCUACGUAAGAUCUAAGGCUUUGAAAGGCAAGGAGAAUGACAUGAUUGAUAUUAUCGUUGACGUUCUGAAAGCUAGCAACUUCGGCAACAUGAAAAAAGGAUUAGAAAUAAUCAGACGCAAGAUUAAUCAAAUGGAGACAGAUCUAAUAUCUGAGGGACAUAAGUUUGCCUCCAGGAGACUUAUGAAGGGGUUUUCGGUUACUGAUUAUGCCACUGAAGUAUCUAGUGGGUACGAAUAUCUGCAAACAUUGAAGAAAGAAAUCCACCCAACAGCUGAAACAGAUUGGUCCCGUGUAGAAACAAAAUUAGAAAACAUUAGGUUAAAGCUUCUCCAGUCGAAAAACCUAAUAGUGAACGUAACAGCCAGCGCAGAUAUCAGCAAACAGUGGUUAGAACAAGAUAGUGGAAAUUUAUCACGCCAGCUGAGAAGCAUAUUUGUGUCUCCACAUCACGUCGAACCUCAGAAAAGCUGGGCUGCGGAGAUUGUAGAAAAUGGAGAUGAUUGUAGUCAUAACGAGGUUAUUGUUGCACCUACAAAAGUGAACUUUGUGGGUAUGGGAGGCCCGUUGUUUAAUGAAGAACCCAUCAGCGGCGCCGAUGAUUUGGUGUUGCACUACUUAACUUCGUCUUAUCUGUGGAGGCAAGUACGAAUGUCUUUGGGUGCAUAUGGCGUAUUUUGCAAUCUAUCGACAUGCGGUGAUAUCGUAUUCAUGUCUUAUGCGGAUCCUAACUUCAACGAAACUCUGCAAGUUUUUAAAAAUGUCCCAAAUGCUAUCGAAGAAGUGCUAAGAACGCUAGAAGAUAAAGAGUUAUUACGUCAAAAAAUAGGGAAGAUCAGUAGUAUCGACAAACCUUUGUCUGCAGAUAGCAGGGGAUUUCUUGCUUUAAAUCGCGUUAUAAGGGGGGAAACGGACGCUGAUAGACAGCUAUAUCGAGAAGACAUUUUAGAUGCAAGUGUGGAUUGUUUCACUAGAUUGUACGGUAAGAUGAGGAGUACCAACGAAUGGCACAAGGUGUGUGCUGUUGUUAGUAGGACCACAGCAGAAACGCUGCCCAAGACUUUCAUUCAAUUGAACUUGACGAAAUAA
Babesia bigemina is the source of this 3519-nucleotide messenger RNA. Its product is annotated as peptidase M16 inactive domain containing protein, putative. The coding region runs from base 1 to 3519 and encodes 1172 amino acids. The record is from RefSeq and is a predicted model, not a curated record. Gene Ontology annotation, molecular function: metal ion binding. Gene Ontology annotation, biological process: protein processing. NCBI's taxonomy places the organism in Eukaryota, Apicomplexa, Aconoidasida, Piroplasmida, Babesiidae. The transcript has a single exon.